CCUCCUGACCCUGAUCAGCUGCUGUCUCCUCCUGCAGAGGCGUCAUCGCCAUCAACUCCAAGCUUAGCUUUGAGCUGCAGCCGCAGGAGGGUGACCACCAUCACCCCCGCCAGCAGGGGGAGGAGGAGCGGGGAGGAGGGGAGAGUGGAGGAGACGGCAGUGGAGGUAGUGGAGGCGGAGAAGGAGGUGAAGAAGAAGAAGGAGUCCACCUAUUGUUCUCCACUAGUCCUCUGGAGGGAGAUGGUGCUGGAGGCUGCGGGGUGUCACACACCACUGUCCCCCCGAUCCACACCUUCACUCACACACACAGGAAAAAGAGAGACAUCCUGUCAGAGACCAAAUACAUCGAGCUGGUGCUGGUGGCUGAUCACCAGGAGUUCAUGAAUUAUCAGAAGAACAACAACACCAUCAUCUACCGCAUGCUGGACGUGGCCAACCAGGUGGACUGGUUCUACCGUCCUCUGAACGUGCGGGUGGCUUUGACCGGUCUGGAGAUCUGGAGCGACCGAGACAAGAUCCAGGUGGAGAAGAGUCCAACAGACACACUCAACAACUUUCUGGAGUGGAGAACAAGAGAGCUGCUGCCACGCCUUCGACAUGACAACGCCCAGCUUGUCAUGGGCGGGUCAUUUGACGGCACCACAGUGGGGAUGGCGUCUCAGUCGUCCAUGUGCUCCAGAGACAGGUCUGGUGGAGUCAAUGUGGAUCACUUGGUCAGCGUCUUGGGCGUGGCCUCCACUGUUGCGCAUGAGCUUGGUCACAAUUUGGGGAUGAGCCACGACACGGCUGAACGCCGCUGCUCCUGCCAGAACGAGCCGCGGCUAGGAGGAUGCAUCAUGGAGCCAUCGACUGGGUUCAUGCCAGGUCAGCAGUUCAGCAGCUGCAGCGCAGCAGAUCUGUCCAUCAGUCUGCUGCACGGAGGCGGGAUGUGUCUGUUCAACAUCCCGCAGCCCGAUCGCCUGCUGGGAGGACCUCGCUGUGGAAACCUGUACUUGGAGCGAGGAGAGGAGUGUGACUGUGGCCUGCUGGAG
Messenger RNA from Paralichthys olivaceus (Japanese flounder), 1031 nucleotides. NCBI's taxonomy places the organism in Eukaryota, Metazoa, Chordata, Actinopteri, Pleuronectiformes, Paralichthyidae. The record is from RefSeq and is a predicted model, not a curated record.